AUGGCCGAAACGCAAACCGGAAAGCGCGUGAAGUACCUUCAAAGCGACAAUGGGGGUGAAUACAAGUCCGACAAGCUGGCACGAUUCUGCGCGGAACGGGGAAUACAACAAAGGUUCACACCCCCAUAUACUCCUCAGCUAAACGGAGUAGCUGAGAGAAUGAAUCGCACGCUGGUCGAGUGUGCGCGUUGCAUGAUGGAACACGCUGGACUGGGAAAGAGCUACUGGGGUGAAGCAGUGAUGACGGCGAUGUUUCUUCGAAACCGCUGUCCAACACGUGCCAUUCACCAAGACAAGUCUCCAUAUCAAGUGUGGACGAUGAAGAAACCGAUUCUGGCCAACCUUAAAGUGUUUGGAUGCCACGCGUAUGUUCAAGUGCCUCAAGACAAACGCGCGAAGUUCGACUCCAAGUCAUCACUCUGUCGUUUCCUGGGAUACGCCGAACACCAGAAGUCAUAUCGAUUUGAGGAAGUGUCAACAGGAGCGAUCAAGAUCAGUCGCGAUGCCACAUUCAUGGAAGACAAGUUUGAUGAAGGUCCGCGCAACUACAACGAUGAGUCAAGUGUCGUUGAGUUUGAUGAUCAUGAUGAGGACGAAGAAAAAGAAGAAGAGCAACAUCAAGAGACACACGCGCACUCAAUCACUUGA
This is a messenger RNA of Peronospora matthiolae, 648 nucleotides long. The record is from the annotation of a GenBank genome assembly. NCBI's taxonomy places the organism in Eukaryota, Oomycota, Peronosporomycetes, Peronosporales, Peronosporaceae.